CAAUAGUUGACUGACCUAUCCAUGUAAGAUUAUAAGAGCUUUUUGACCCACCAACCGCCAUUUACUGAAGUCUACGCUUGCACCAAAAUAAAAUUUCUUAAUAAUGUAAACCAAACACUAUUUAUCAAUAUGAACAGAAGUAUAUGUAACAACUUGUAUAUUAUCAUUGAUUCGCAGUUUCAAUUAAAACAAAUUUGAAGGUUUUGAUCUAUCAGAAUCUGGCCCUGCCCCUGUAACAUGAUCAGCAAAGACUUGAAAGUGUUAUGGCAGGAAUGGCACGUCAAACUAGCAGUAUUAUUCAGCCUAUUACUGCAGGCACUACUUCUUUUAUUGGCUACAUUUAGAAAAAGAACAGCCAGCACUUUCAUGAGGUACUUUAUUUAUGCAAUUUACUUGUUGAGAACCAACGUAGCAUAUGCUACUUUUUACCUUAUAGUUGGAGCUCGCCUUUUUGGUAUGAGUGAUAUGCCCUCUGGUCUCUGGGCUGCGGUCAUGUUGCUCCAUUUGUCUGGCCAAGAGCGGCUCACUGCCUACUCAAUAGAUGACAGCAACCUCUGGCGUAGCUCGAGCCUCAGCAUCUUCUGGCAAUUAUUAAUUCAUCUUGGCCUAUUUUUGCCCCAGAGAGACUUACCACUUCCUACCCAUGUCAUUUUUUGUCUUGCGUUGUCAAGGCUUGUUUUAAGAGCCUUUCGAUUAAGGAUGGGAACACAGGAAACUACGGUUCCUGGGGUAGUUCCAUUUGGUGACCUUGAGGUUGCGCAGAACCAGCAGUUGAUGAUGUCGAUGGUCAACACAGAUAAUGGUGAUUAUUCACUGAUAGUGUGGCGAGCUCAUUGUUUGCUCAAGACAUCUUUGCGCCUCAUUGCAGACGCCAAGUGUUGCCAUGAUGUAGUGCAUCAGGUACGCGAUUUCUUCCUACACAUUACAGAUCCAAACUAUGCUAUUAGAAUAACAGAGAUUGAGCUUAACUUUAUUUAUGAAUCGUUUCACACUGAUGGAACUAUCCGUAAGCAUCUGAACAACAACUGGAAUAUCAUAUAUGCUUCUGUACGGAGUAUUGAAUCUCUUUUUUGUGUCCUGGCUCUUAUCUCUUUCAUGUUAAAGUCUUCGGACUUAUCACGUAUUGAUUACUUUAUCACUAACCUGUUGCUCUGGGGGACUGUCACCCUGGAGCUCAUCUCCUUCAUCUUCACGGUUUUUUCCGAUUGGACUAUAGCUGCCUUAAGAUCAGGUAAUGAUAGUCAAAUCAUUGUUGCUGAGAAGUUAUUUCAGGUUGUUCCUCAGAGACGGGGCUGGUGGUCUGAUUACCCAAUCUAUAAAACUGCUCCAAGGUGGGUAAAGCUUGCCCGAAACCUUUUCCGAAGGUGGUCUGAGACCCUUUUCGGAUUCAAUUUCGUAAGCUACUGUAUACAAACACGUUCUCUAGGACAAAAAUCAAAAGAGUGCAUGCGACAAUUGGAUGAACUUACAGGUACACAGAAUCUAAUUACAAGCUUCAGGUUUGUAUCUAAUGAUUGGUAUUCUGACGAACUAGGUAAAUUCGUUUUCAAAGAGUUGCAAAAGAGACCAAGGGAAAUACUCUUUUCAUUGAAAAACAAUGUUUGGUUAACAGACGAGUCUUACAACACUAGUGUGCUAGCUUGGCACAUUACUACAGAAGUCUUGUACAAUUUGACUGCAGAUCAUCAACAACAGGAUGGUUCAGAACAUUGCAGAUAUAGUAAAAUUCUUUCAGAUUACAUGGCUUAUCUUCUCUAUAUGAAGCCACACUUUCUCGCCAAAACACGGUCGUGCAAUAAUCCUUUGCGAAAAAGUGAAUCAGCUGAAAUAUACAUCCAAAAAUUAGCUGAACCCGAACAAGGCGAAAAAUUUGAGGAUUACCUUAAAAGAUGUUGUCUGGGUAUUUUACACUUAAAUCUUCCUGAUGUGUUGCACGAUAACUAUUACGUGCAAAGUCUGUGUCUCGCUAUUUCUAAAGUUUCUGAGCUCGGGGAUUUUCGUUUGGGUGAGAAGAAUUCACAACUUUGGUGCAAAAUUAGUGAAGAGUGGGUAGAUAUUUUGCUGUAUGCUGCAAGUAAAUAUGAUGAGCUUGAACAUGUACGAGGUCUUUGUCAUGGGGGUGAGUUUAUAAGCAUUGUUUGGCUGUUGGCAUUUCAUUUGGGAUUGUUUCAAAAGGAGAUGGCUUCUUCAUCAACAACUUGAAGUCAUUUAUGUCAAUUAGUUGAUGUAUGGAUUGAUUUUUGUCCACCCCUCAUUUUAUAGAAGUAUAUAGCUUAUAGGGUGGCCUUUUGUUUUAUUAAAUAUAAAAAUGAUAUGUAUUUUGAUACUUUUGUUUGAUUUGUGUUUCAAAUAGUUGUAAAUUAUAAUCCCUUCUUCUCAAUUUUUACGUUUGUCAUUUUGGUUGGUUUAAA
Amaranthus tricolor (Joseph's coat) is the source of this 2411-nucleotide messenger RNA. RefSeq lists its product as uncharacterized. The transcript has a single exon. The coding region runs from base 238 to 2202 and encodes 654 amino acids. NCBI's taxonomy places the organism in Eukaryota, Viridiplantae, Streptophyta, Magnoliopsida, Caryophyllales, Amaranthaceae. The record is from RefSeq and is a predicted model, not a curated record.